Molecule: messenger RNA, 2129 nt
Organism: Budorcas taxicolor (takin)
Lineage: Eukaryota; Metazoa; Chordata; Mammalia; Artiodactyla; Bovidae
Gene: THAP4
Product: THAP domain containing 4
Exons: 7
Coding region: 111-1913 (600 amino acids)
Source: RefSeq, a predicted model, not a curated record
UCCCACGUCCCGCAGCCGUGUCGCCGCGCGCCCUCCCCUCGGGGCGGUCCCGCUCGGGGCUCGGCGCGGCUAGACGAGGGCCGGAGCCCGGCGGCGGCCCGAGGCCCGAGAUGGUGAUCUGCUGCGCGGCCGCGAACUGCUCCAACCGGCAGGGCAAGGGGGAGAAGCGCGCCGUCUCUUUCCACAGAUUCCCCCUAAAGGACUCAAAGCGGCUGAUGCAGUGGCUGAAGGCUGUUCAGAGGGAUAACUGGACCCCCACCAAGUACUCUUUCCUCUGCAGUGAGCACUUCACCAAAGACAGCUUCUCCAAGAGACUGGAGGACCAGCACCGCCUGCUCAAGCCCACGGCCGUGCCGUCCAUCUUCCACCUGGCGGAGAAGAAAAGGGGGGCUGCAGGCCAUGGCCGCCCCCGGAGAAGGGACACCGGGAGGGCCUCGGCGGGUCUGAGGGCACAGGCGAGUGGCACCGCGGCAGGGAAGGCAGCUGCAGGGGCGCCGUCGUCCUCAAGCGCAAGCCCAAUGGCCAAGCCAGAGCCCCGCAGGCUGAAGCGGGCCGUACCGCAGGGCCGAACCGCCGCCAGGGUCGCCCGGGAGACCGCCGGUCAGGAGUGGGCGCGGCAGCCUCCGGAAGGACGCGCGGAGGACGGUCCGGCCUCCGCCGCCACCUCCAGCAGCCAGGGAGAAGCCGGCACAGGGGCCGUGGAUGCUGGCGACGAGGGCGCCAACCCCACCGACGGCGGCCUGGUGGACAGGAGCGGCGUUUCCGCGGACGACUUCACGCCCCCGGGCUCCGGGGCCUGCAAGUUCAUCGGCUCGCUUCACUCCUAUAGCUUUUCCUCCAAGCAUGCCCGAGAGAAGCCGGCCGUCCCCCGGGAGCCUGUGGAGCGGAAGCGGCUGAGGAGAGACGCCGAGCCUGGCCACAGCGGGAGCAGCCCCGGGCCCGAGAAGGGGCCGGCGCAGAGCCCUCCGCGCGCCUGCCCCUCCGCGAGCUCGUCGCUCACGGCCACACCGCAGAAGCCAGCCCAGGGCGCCUCGGCGCCUCCCACCGACGUGACCCCGAAGCCGGCGGCCGAGGCCGUCCAGAGCGAGCACAGCGACGCCAGCCCCAUGUCCAUCAACGAGGUCAUCCUGUCGGCGUCGGGCGCCUGCAAGCUCAUCGACUCACUGCACUCCUACUGCUUCUCCUCCCGCCAGAGCAAGAGCCAAGUGUGCUGCCUGCGGGAGCAGGUGGAGAAGAAGAACGGCGAGCUGCGGACCCUGCGCCAGAGGGUCAGCCGCUCGGACAGCCAGGUGCGCGAGCUGCGCCAGAAGCUGGACCAGCUGCGGAGGCUGAGCCUGCCUCACCUGAGCAGCCUGCUGCCCCCUGGCCGCGGAGCCAAGAUGCUUCCAGAGCACAUGCGUCCCCGAGGUGUGUGUACGCCUGAGAGGUGCUUCCGGAGCACACGCGUCCCUGAGGUGUGUACGCCGAGAGGUGCUUCUGGAGCACGCGCAUCCCCGAGAGCCCCCCAGGAUGAGCCCCGUGGUAGAGCCGCUGUCCUGGAUGCUGGGCACCUGGCUAUCAGAGCCGCCGGGAGCCGGGACCUUCCCGACGCUGCAGCCCUUCCGGUACCUGGAGGAGGCUCACAUCUCGCACGUGGGCCAGCCCAUGCUCAACUUCUCGUUCAGCGCCUUCCACCCGGACACGCGCAAGCCCAUGCACCGGGAGUGCGGCUUCAUCCGCCUGCAGCCGGACACCAACAAGGUGGCCUUCGUCAGCGCCCAGAACACAGGCAUCGUGGAGGUGGAGGAAGGCGAGGUGAACGGGCAGGAGCUGUGCAUCGCGUCCCACUCCAUCGCCAGGAUCUCCUUUGCCAAGGAGCCCCACGUGGAGCAGAUUACCCGAAAAUUCAGGCUGAAUUCCGAAGGCAAACUUGAACAGACAGUCUCCAUGGCAACCACUACGCAGCCCUUGACUCAACACCUGCACGUCACAUACAAGAAGGUGACCCCGUGACCCCGGGUGGAGCUGCCUGCCUGGGGACGCUGCACUGCAGGCGUGGGCGUGGCCACAGGUCGGGCACCGUGGGUCGAGGGUGUGGCCUCGGCUCCUGUAAUGACGUAGAGAAACCAAAUAAAAGGCCUUUAUUUUUA